Sturnus vulgaris (Common starling) is the source of this 1322-nucleotide messenger RNA. The record is from RefSeq and is a predicted model, not a curated record. NCBI's taxonomy places the organism in Eukaryota, Metazoa, Chordata, Aves, Passeriformes, Sturnidae.
CCUCCCCUGCUGCCCCGGCACGGCUCGGGAUUGUCGGGGAUGUUUUAAACCGGGACAAGCCGGGGCUGCUUUCCCUUGGCAGAUGUCGCUGUGCCGUCCCCGGGAGCUGCUGGGAAACACCUGGGUGCUCCUGGCAGGGCUGCUCGUGCUCUUCCCUCGGGCUCUGGCAGCACCAGGACCUGUCCUCAAAGCCGCUGCUGUGGGAUCCUCGGUGCUGCUCCCUGGGCUGGAGAACAUCAUCCUCAGAGAUUCCUUGUGCUGGGAAUUCCUCAAUGGCAGCGGCCCCCGCCCCAUCCUGCAGCACCGGGGGGGGGUCCUGCCCCCAGCCCUGCACGCUCCCUAUGCAGGACGAGCAGUUUUCCACCCAUCCAACGGAUCUCUCCUGCUGGAGGAUGUCCAGGAAAGCGACAGUGGCACCUACAGAGUGACAGGAGGCAGGGAGAGCCUGGAAUUCCAGCUGGAAGUGCUCCAGCCCGUGUCCCGCCCUCAGCUCUGGGCCAGCAGCCUCGUGGCUCGGGCCACUGGCCGGGUUGUGUGUGAGGUGGCAGAGGGCAGAGUGGGCAGCAUCACCUGGAGGAAGGAUGGGCAGCCCCUGAGCCCAGACAGAGUCUCGUGGCUGUCCAGCAGCUGCAGCGUUCUGUACCUGAGGCCAGCCAAGAGGUCGGACUGUGGCUCCUAUUCCUGCAACGCCAGCAACGGCAUCAGCUGGCAGGAAACCUCCCUGGAGGUCACCAUUGAAGGGGGGGAGCUCUGGAGGUGGCUCAGCUGCUACACCUGCGGGCUGGUGUGCAUCGCCUGCAUCCUGGAGGGCACCGCCGGCGUCCUCUGGAUGUGGGAGGAAGGCCCUUCCGUGGCUGUGAUCCUCCCUGAGAUCACCCUGAGCUACCUCACCGUGGUCACCUUCCUGGUUGCCACCACCGUGAUUUUCCAGCCGGCAGAUUUCAGCCAUCUGAAGAGCAGAAAAGCCCAGCGCACCAUGGGCUACGCCGCGCCCGGCGCCGUGGUGGCCGUGGUGCUCAGCAGCUCCUUCCUCAUCAAGAGCAUCCACCAGCGCCACGAAGGAGGAUGCACGGAGUUCAUGGAUGUCACCAUCCUGGUGGCCAGCACGGCGGCCGUGGCAGCCCUGCCGCUCCUGGCCAUCGGCCUCUGCUACCAAAGGACUCAGGGCUGGCACAAGGACAAUGAUGGCUCUUGGACAGACAAAGUCAGCUCCUUUGAGAUGUCUCAGCCAGGCACCAAGGACACCAUUCCCAGCUGAGAUCCAUGGGGUGUCUCUCCCCUGGCUAAGCCAGCCCCACUUUUGGUUCCUCUAUGAUCCUCAU